CUCUCUCUUCUUCUCCUUCUUCUAUUAUUCAUGAACACCUUACUGAAAAAAGAUCAUCUUCCUCUCUAGUCCUUGUUUUGAUCUUCAUCCAAACUCUUUCUCUCAUGGUCAUGGACUCCUCCUCAGAGAAAGAAGAUCUAGUAAACCACUCCCUUCCAUCCUCCACCUCCGACCACCACCACCACCACAACCAACAAGAACAACAACAACAGAGAAGUACUAGUACUCUCAAGUGGUUCAUCACCAUGAUCAUGAGCUUAAUUUGGCAACCAUUUCAAUGGCUAAGCAUGCUAUGUAGAGAACUCAACACCAGCUUUGUGUUGGGCGUGCUUCUGGUCUAUGGCGUCAGCCAAGGCUUUGCCGGCUCCUUCUUCCGUGUGGUCACGGACUUCUACUGGAAAGAUGUCCAGAAACUGCAGCCAUCCGCCGUUCAAAUGUUCAUGGGUUUCUAUUACAUCCCUUUGAUUAUGAAACCAAUCUGGGGUCUCCUCACUGACGUUUUCCCCAUCUCCGGCUAUCGCCGCCGGCCUUACUUCAUCAUUGCCGGUCAGCCUCUCAUUUCAUCUUCUCUCUCUUUUGGGACAUCGAUUAUAAUUGCAACACAUGAGAAACUAUCAAUCCCUGCAGCAUUGGUUUGCCUGGUGGGCAUGGUUGCAGCUGUUGCCAUCGCCGAUGUGACCAUUGAUGCAUGCAUAGCUAGGAACAGUAUUGAGAAACCUGAGUUGGCAGCAGACAUGCAAAGCCUUUGUGGUUUUGUCUCAUCUAUUGGCGCCUUAGUCGGUUAUUCAACCAGUGGUAUUUUCGUCCACAAACUCGGACCUCAGGCAGCGUUGGGAUUGAUGGCCAUGCCUGCAUUGCUGCUCAUCUUGUUAGGUUUUGUGAUCUUUGAGUUAAAAGCAAGACUACAUCCCUCUGAGAAGAAAAAUGCAUUAGAUAAGGCCAUGGUCGCAGUGAAAGGGAUGGGGAGGACGGUACGUUGUGCGCAGGUAUGGAAACCGUCACUCUAUAUGUUCCUCUCAUUGGCUCUCAGCUUCAGCACCCACGAAGGCCACUUCUAUUGGUACACAAGCGCUAAAGGUGGUCCUGCAUUUUCGCAGGAAUUCAUAGGAAUUAUAUAUGCCAUAGGAGCCAUAGCCUCCAUAGUUGGAGUUGUCAUCUACCACAAGUUCUUGAAGGAGUAUCCCUUCCGAAAGCUCCUUUUUUACGUUCAAAUCCUCUAUGGCAUCUCCGGCAUGCUCGAUCUUGCCUUCGUUCUUCGGUUGAACCUCCGGCUUCAUCUUGCUGAUUCUCUGUUCAUCAUCAUUGAAGAAUGCUUCUCUCGCAUUAUCGGCCGUGUUCGGUGGAUGCCGAUGAUGGUUCUUAGCACAAGGCUUUGUCCUCUUGGCAUUGAAGGGAGCUUCUUUGCUCUUCUAAUGUGCAUAGAUAGUGUAGGAUCUUUAUUGUCCAAGAUUGUGGGAGCUCUUGUUCUGCAUGCUUUGCAUGUCACACGUACUGAUUUUGACAACCUUUGGUUGGCAGUGUUGAUAAGGAAUUUGUUAAGGUUUGGGAUUUUGGGGUUGAUUUUUCUUAUUCCUGAUGUGAAUCAGAAUGAGGUUUUGAUUUCUGAAGAGGUGGUUAAGGUUCAUGAUGUUGGGGAUGAGGAAAUGGAGAGCUUGCAACUUGUGAGAAUGGAGGGGAAGGAACAGGUGGUUGAGAUUUAAUUUAUUUAUACUACGUUCUACUAUUUCACUAUAUGUAAAGCUCAUUGUUAUUUUUUUUUUUCAUUUUUUUGUUUAUUUAUACUCAUUUUAAACUUGGAAAUUUUUUUCACAGAAAAGUUU
This is a messenger RNA of Dioscorea cayenensis subsp. rotundata (Guinea yam), 1820 nucleotides long. Its product is annotated as probable folate-biopterin transporter 6. NCBI's taxonomy places the organism in Eukaryota, Viridiplantae, Streptophyta, Magnoliopsida, Dioscoreales, Dioscoreaceae. The transcript has 5 exons. The record is from RefSeq and is a predicted model, not a curated record. The coding region runs from base 105 to 1700 and encodes 531 amino acids.